AUGUACCCGUACUACGAGACCGACUGGAGCAUUCUGCCGCCGGAUCACAACCGAAGGUAUAGCCCAGGACUUACGAUAAACAACAUCAAGCAAGUGAUCAAUGAAACCAUCGAAACAAACAUCUUACGAAAGCCCGCGCCAACGCGUCUGCGGGAACUGAUCCGACAGAUACGAGCCUGCCGGACGGCAACCGAGGAACGCGCGGUAGUCAACACAGAAUGUGCCUACAUCCGAAGCACGUUCCGCGAGACGGACUGCAUCUGGAAGUGCCGCAACAUGGCCAAGCUCCUGUACAUCCACAUGCUCGGCUAUCCGGCCCACUUCGGGCAGGUCGAGUGCCUCAAGCUGGCCGCGAGCGCCAAGUUCACCGACAAACGGAUAGGAUACCUGGGCGCAAUGCUGUUGCUGGACGAACGGGCCGACGUACACGUGCUGCUCACAAACUGCCUUAAGAACGAUCUAAACAGCCCUACGCAAUUCAUCGUCGGUACCGCACUGUGCACACUAGCCGCCAUCGCUUCCCCGGAGAUGGCACGUGAUCUGUGCAACGACGUCGAGCGGCUGAUCGUCUCAUCCAACGCGUUCCUGCGCAAAAAAGCGAUCCUUUGUGCCUUCCGUUUCGUGCGCCGAGUGCCGGAGCUGAUGGAGGACUACCUGCCCAAGUGCGAGGUGUUCCUGGCCGACAAGAACCACGGUAUCCUGAUCGCCACCAUCACGCUCAUCACCGAAAUGUGCGAACAGAGUGCCCCCGUGCUGCGUUACUUCAAAUCCAUCAUCCCGACGCUAGUACGCAUGCUUAAGACGCUCACAGUCACCGGAUACUCUCCCGAACACCUCGUCAGUGGAGUAAGCGAUCCGUUCCUGCAAGUCAAGAUCCUGCGGUUGCUGCGAGUACUCGGCCACGGCGACUCGACCCAGUCGGAGAUCAUGAACGAUGUGCUGGCACAGGUCGCCACCAGCACCGAGACGAGUAAGAACGCCGGCAAUGCGAUCCUGUACGAGACGGUCCUUACGAUCAUGAACGUUGAGUCGGAGAACAGCUUGCGCGUGCUGGCGGUCAACAUACUCGGGCGGUUUCUGCUGAACAACGACAAAAAUAUCCGCUUCAUCGGGCUGCUGACAUUGGUUAAAACCGUGCACAAGGACAUGACCGCAGUGCAGCGGCAUCGCAUUACGAUCCUCGAGUGCCUUUCGGAUGGUGAUCCAUCGAUACAGCGCUGCGCCAUGGAGCUGUCCUUCACCCUCAUCAACACGCAAAAUAUCGAGAUGGUUGUGCGAGAGUUGUUACGAUACCUCGAGUCGACCGAUGCUGAAAUGAAAGCGCUCUGCAGCAGUAAAAUUGUGCUCGCCGCCGAAACCUACUCACCCUCGAUCCACUGGCAUCUGGACGUGCUGCUGAAGAUCCUCACGAUCGCUGGAAACAAUAUCCGUGAUGACGUGAUCGCGUCCACCAUUCAACUCAUCUCGAACAGCCCGCAGCACGAGCAACGUUUCAUCACCGGUAAAAUGUGGGAAGCCAUCAUGAACAUGAACCAACUCGAGAACCGGCAACCAUUGGUGCAGGUGGCCGUAUGGACGAUCGGCGAGUACGGCGAAUCGGGAGGGUUUGACGCGUACGAGUUAAUUGAACACUAUCGGCAAUUGCUCUGGGCACCUCAGCUUUCGAUCUCUACCAAACAGUACAUCAUCGUGUCGUUGGCAAAAAUCAGCGUUCGGAUUGAUGGCUGCACACCGGAUAUACAAAACAUCAUCAACUCGUUCCGGGUGCACAUGAACAUCGAUUUGCAGCAGCGUGCGAACGAAUUUUCGCAGCUAUUCACGAAUUACAAACACCUUCGGAACUCGCUCCUAGAAAAAAUGCCGAAGCUGAAGAUCUCCGAGCUGACCACAUCAGAAUACAAUGCUGAUUUUACAGCACCGGAAUCAUCGGAUGUUGAGGAACAGGAACAAGAGGACACGUCAGCUCCCGCGGAACCUUCGAAUCAGGAUAUCCUGCUGGAUCUUCUUGGGGAUUGCUUUACCAGUGACGGUAACGGAAACAACGCGCUUGCGAUCAUGCCCUCGCCACAAGCAGGUCCAAUACCAUCAUAUUUUUCAACGAGCUUUACUGAAAACCAACUGGCCACGAACAACAAUGGACCGAUGGCAACGGGGACUACCAAUGCAAUCGAUAUCCUAGGUCUUACAUCACCACCGAACGGACCAUACCAGGCAAUUCAUCAAGUAUCGCCAACCUCCGCGAUACCUUCGAUUAGCGUAUACGACAAAGACGACAUUCACAUCCGUUUCUUCAUAUGCCCAGGCACUGAUGCUGAGCAGUAUCAAGCGUCAAUGCCAUCAGCCCGCAUCACCGUGCAGACGGUCAACGGAACCCAUACGACGAUCGAAAAGUUUCUGUUCCAGGCUGCCGUUCCGAAGUCCUUUGUGCUAACGCUGCGUGAACCAUCCAGCACCGUGAUGCCACCGGGUGGAACUAUAAUGCAGGAUUUGCUGAUUGCUCGGCAAACGCCGUCCAGCCAGCAGGCAACCGCCGGAUUGCGCAUGAAGGUUCGCUUUUCGUACGAAAUCGAAAACUACUCCAUGAUGGAGCAGAUCGAUGUGAACGAGUUUCCGGAUGGGUUUCUUCGCUAG
Anopheles nili is the source of this 2631-nucleotide messenger RNA. RefSeq names its product AP-1 complex subunit gamma-1-like. Gene Ontology annotation, cellular component: membrane coat; AP-1 adaptor complex; Golgi apparatus. The coding region runs from base 1 to 2631 and encodes 876 amino acids. Gene Ontology annotation, biological process: intracellular protein transport; Golgi to vacuole transport; receptor-mediated endocytosis. Lineage: Eukaryota; Metazoa; Arthropoda; Insecta; Diptera; Culicidae. The transcript has 8 exons. Gene Ontology annotation, molecular function: clathrin-cargo adaptor activity. The record is from RefSeq and is a predicted model, not a curated record.